Anguilla rostrata (American eel) is the source of this 4154-nucleotide messenger RNA. Its product is annotated as BTB/POZ domain-containing protein KCTD8-like. The transcript is spliced from 4 exons. NCBI's taxonomy places the organism in Eukaryota, Metazoa, Chordata, Actinopteri, Anguilliformes, Anguillidae. The coding region runs from base 432 to 1772 and encodes 446 amino acids. Gene Ontology annotation, biological process: regulation of G protein-coupled receptor signaling pathway; protein homooligomerization. The record is from RefSeq and is a predicted model, not a curated record. Gene Ontology annotation, molecular function: protein binding. Gene Ontology annotation, cellular component: signaling receptor complex.
UCCAGGGGUUAGCCAAAGAGGUGAUUAGGUCUUCUUAUACCUCUGUGUUAGUGUUUUUUUUUUGCUUACGGAGUCACUGAGCUCAAAGUUACGUGGGGGUUACCUGUCAUUGGCUUUCUGCGAAGGUAGCACCUUGGCCUUCUGCCAGGUCUUCCGGGGCUGAACAAAGUUUAGGGAGAUUAAUGAAUAAAUUCUAAAGUAGUAAGCAGAUUCUGGGUGGCAUUACUUGUAAAAAGAUUGGGAUAAAAUCUAGCCUGGUGUCUUGCAUAUUACAUUGGACAUAAAACCUUUGCUUGCAGGAAAUUACUUCAAGGGAAGGGAAUGACUUGCAAGCAGGGAUGUAGUACUCUCCUCAAAUGAACUUCUGCACUUCUCUGGCUGCCAAGGACUGGGUUACCUGCACUUUUUAAAAGAGCCUGGCUUUGGGGACCAUGGCUCUGAGGGAGAGCAUCCUUCCCAUUAGUGAGGUGUCCUGCCCCUUCCCGGAGGUGGUGGAGCUGAACGUGGGCGGCCAGGUGUACGUCACCAAGCACUCCACGCUGGUCAGCGUCCCCGACACCACCCUGCACGCCAUGUUCUCCCGCCACCCGCUCAAGGACCUGCCGCGGGACAGCCGCGGGCGCUUCUUCAUCGACCGCGACGGCUUCCUCUUCCGCUACGUGCUGGACUUCCUGCGGGACAAGCAGCUGGUGCUCCCGGACCACUUCCCCGAGAAGGAGAGGCUCCAGCGCGAGGCCGAGCACUUCCAGCUGGCCGACCUGCUCAAGCUGCUGGCCCCCCGGGUCACCAAGCAGGGCUCCAUGAACGACGAGGGCUGCCAGAGCGACAUCGAGGAGAGCUCCCAGAGCAGCGACCUGGCCCGCGCCGCCGCCGCCGUGGCCGCCGCGGACAAGCGCUCGGGAUUUAUCACCAUCGGCUACCGCGGCUCCUACACCAUGGUGCGCGACAACCAGGCCGACGCCAAGUUCCGGCGGGUGGCCCGCAUCAUGGUGUGCGGCCGCAUCGCCCUGGCCAAGGAGGUGUUCGGGGAGACCCUGAACGAGAGCAGGGACCCCGACCGGCCCCCGGAGAAGUACACGUCGCGCUUCUACCUCAAGUUCACCUACCUGGAGCAGGCCUUCGACCGGCUCUCGGAGGCCGGCUUCCACAUGGUGGCCUGCAACUCCACGGGCACGGCCGCCUUCAUCAACCAGUACAGAGACGACAAGAUAUGGAGCAGCUACACCGAGUACAUCUUUUUCAGGCCGGCAGCGAAGACCGUGUCCCCUAAGCAGGACUGCGAGGAGCGGAAGCAAGAGAAGCUUCCGGACAAGGGGAGCGAGAGCGGCACCUCCCUGAACGAGCUCUCCACCUCCAGCUCCGAGACGCACUCCGAGGCCACCACGCCCCAGGACGGGACGGUGACGGGCGGGGGAGGGGGCGAAAUCGGAGGAGGAGGCGGAGGAGGAGGACCAGGAGGAGGGGGAAGCGGGGCCCUGCAGUCCGUGUCCCGCCAGCCCAGCACCCUGACCUUGGGCCGGCCCUCGAAGAAGGGCUCGGUGCAGUGGAUGCAGCUGCCGGACAAGCGGCGCAACAGCGAGCUCUUCCAGUCGCUGAUGAGCGGGAGCCCGCGCGAGGGCGGCCUCAGCAGGAAGAGGGUGACGGAGAAGCUGAGCGCCGAGGAGGAGAUGAAGCAGUGCAUCCAGGACUUCCACAACAUCAAAAUCCCGCAGGAGUUUCCCGAGCGCAAGCGUCAGUGGCAGUCCGAACUCCUUCAGAAGUAUGACCUAUAGGGACGUUUUUUUUUUUUUGUUUGUUUUUUUUGGGUCUUUUUCUUUCUUUCGUCUCUGGUUGUAGUCGACGGCGAUUUACAUUAUAUUUUUUUAUUUUAUUUUUUAAAAUUGAAAAAAUGCUGGGUUUUGUUUGGUCAAUGUGUCCUGACACCAUUCUUCUAGGCUCAGCUCAUGUCAUAUGGAAACCUAAGCACACCCUUGACUUUUCAAGGAGGACUGUUGUCUGGGCGUGGAAAAAGAAAUAAGUUCACUCAAAUGGUGAACUUCACCUAGCAUGACAUUGGUGUUUAUAUGAUGAACAUUUGUGACUAAACCUUAAGGUUGAUGUGUCACAACAGGAAAUAAUGUCCUGGUUUAAAACAAUGGCACAAUAAUAGUGAGGUAGCAAAGGAAAAAAAUGUUUCAAUAGACCACAGUAAAAUUAUCCCAGAGUUUGCAUGAAUGGAAGAAUCAAAGAAAAAAACACAACAGACUGAUAAAGACAUUUAUCUGAGCAGACUAACCUGAAAAGAAGCUACCGUAAAUAAUUAAAUUGUAUUCCUAGAUGGCCUCUCGUGAAAUGAACAUUGUCUGAAUGAGCAUUUAAAAGGAUGUUUCCUUAUUUAUUCUGGUUGCAUUUCUAGGCUGUGCUGUCCGUGCAAUGGUCAAUGAUGACAUUUUUCAUUUAUUUAUUUCUUUAUUUCGUGCUGUGAUUUAUGUGUGAGGGCUAAUGUCGAGAAAAUGUCAGCCGUAUUCCUAUUUUAGAACUGUUUUUUGAAAAAAAAUAUAUAGCUUGUCGGAGUCAUGAGUUUAUAUUAAAUGUCGAGAAUUAGUCCGCUGAAGUGCAGUUCUGCCUGAGGAGUCAGCCCUAGACCUACUGUGGGUAAAUAAUCAGUUCAGAUGUGGCAAGGUGGGAAAGAAAUGUAUUUAAACCCUAGAAUGCAGCCCAAGUUCCUUGUUUGCUCUUGUUCAGCAACCUCAUUUAAAAAUAUAGUGCUAAUCUAUUGGCCUAUGCUUCUCAAAUUGGUCAUGACAAACAGGAGAUAAAUGUGCCAAUUUUUAUACUGGUAUCUGGGUUUGUGUCAGUUUCCAUUUCCAUUCAGACAAUUCAGGAAAUUAAUUGAAAUUCAGCUAAUUCAGAAAGCCUCAUGAAAUUAUAUUGGCAGUUUUCAUUUCAGGGGUUGAAUUAGAACUAAUUUUCUGAACUGAACUGAAAUGGAAUUGACAAUGAUUGGUAUACCACUAUUCUUAGUUUCAGGUGUGUGUCUUUUGGACCUUAAGGACCUUUUUUUUGUUCUUUUAUAAAGAGUCUCUCACAUACUGUUUGGAUAUCAUCUGAAAAUAACUGAUUUCUUAACUGGUCGAAGUACAUGGCAGACAUAAUUCAUGUAUGCUUGUGAUAUUACAAUCUGUACUUGCUGUAAUUAUUUAUAAGUACUGUCUGUGUCUUUAUUAUAGACUUAAAAAAAACUUUAUUUUCCACAUUUCAUACCCACAACAAUCUUGUCAAAAAAUAAGAUCAAAGAUCCAUCUAUUUUGCAUUCAUGAUUGCGGUCCAUUUUUGUACGGGUCUGCUAGGAAAGAAUACAUGAUUGCAGGAUUGCAUCCUAGGGAUAAGACAGGCAGAGCAGACACAGCACUGCAGUACCCCAGCACUGUGCAGUAUAUUUUCAGGAAACACAAUGUCAAAUUGUGCUCUUUGUUCCAAACCACCCACGGGGGUUCAUGAGGGUGCCUGCAACAGCGAAGCAAAAACGUAAUUAUUUUUUAUCGAUUGCCCUUAAUCAACAUUCUCUUGUCUAAUUAAAGUGCAGAGUCAAACUAAGCAUCGCUCAGAUUCCUUUUUGACUGGCAAGACUGACGGGAAGCUCAGAUGCUGCAGGACCUCAGAAGGAGAGGUUUUUGAAACGCAGCCAUUGGUGGUGAAAUGACAUGAAGACUGUCCAUACACAGUGAAAUAACAUAUUACUAUAAGAACGACUUCUGGAACAAAUAGUCAAUAAACAGAUGUUCUUGGGUGAUAGAGACUCUAUUCUGAUUGCCUCGUAUGUUGGUUUAGUCAGGAAGCCAUUGCUGUGAAGAUUAGGUCAGUUUUAAAACCUGAGAUUGAUUUCAAAGAGGCUAAUAUGAACAUAUCAGAAAUGUGUUUUUAAGACAACCAUUAAGUUAUUUGAUGCUUAAACUUGGACGGUUAUUACUUUGUGGUGAUGUCUUUAUCAAUAACACUUCUGUUUAAAAUGAAAUAUGUGGUCUUAAAAUACAGUCUGGUCAACAUAGGGCUCACAAUCUACUGCAGGCCCACCCGGGGAUUUCACAAAGCAGGCUUACUGAAUUAGCUGGAUGACUGCACUGAGCAAAACCCAGAACAGCUCUUUUUUUACUUCAGUCCAUGUUUCAGAUUUG